ACCGAAACAGCAUCUCUGCUGCCCUGUUUCUCCACUGGGUGGCGCAGCACCUUUACUCCACGAACUACGACUCCCAGAAGGCUGUGCGCUCCCGCCUCCCCAUCCCCGGUGCGGGCGGGUUUCCCCCCUGGAGCUUCCUUGGCGCGCGGCUCGGAAGAUGGACCUGCGCGCCUUCGAGGAGGACAACGCGGUGAGCUGCCUGCUGGACUCCGCGGCGCCCGCCGCCUGCCGGACCCAGCCCUGCUGCCUGGGCAUCGAUGAAGCCGGAAGGGGGCCCGUGCUCGGCCCCAUGGUUUAUGGAAUCUGUUACUGCCCUGUGGCCCGGCAGGGAGAUCUGGAGGCGAUCAAAGUGGCAGAUUCAAAGACUCUAACAGAGGCUCAGCGGGAGCAGCUCUUUGAGAAGUUGGAUGCAGCCAAGGAUUUUGUAGGUUGGGCCCUGCACAUUCUCUCACCCAACUUCAUCUCAACUAGCAUGCAGAGGCGAGCAAAGUACAAUCUGAAUGCACUUUCUCAUGAUACAGCCAUUGGGCUCAUCCAGCAUGCGUUAGACUCUGGAGUGCAGGUUGCAGAGGUCUUUGUGGACACUGUGGGCCCAGCAGAGAAGUACCAAGAGAAGCUAAAGCAACAAUUUCCCGGGCUGGAGGUUACUGUGAAGCCAAAGGCAGAUUCUCUCUUUCCUGUUGUCAGUGCAGCCAGCAUCUGUGCCAAGGUAGCCAGGGAUCGGGUUGUGAAAAACUGGAAAUUUGUUGAAGCUCUGGAGAAUGUGGACUCAGACUAUGGUUCAGGCUAUCCCAAUGACCCCAAGACUAAAGAGUGGCUCACACAAUGUUUGGACCCUGUAUUUGGCUUCCCCCAGUUUGUGCGAUUCAGUUGGAGUACAGCCCAGGUCAUCCUGGAGAACAAAGCUGUGGCUGUUCGCUGGGAUGAUACUGAAGAUGACCCAUCCCAGAAGAGUGCACAAUCCCUGCUGAGCUACUUUGCCCGAAAAGACACCCCCACCAGGCGCACUGCCCACCGCUUCUUUUAUGAACGCAAGCUUGAGACAGUGACUAGCCUGUAGGGGGCAGCAACUUUAUUCACUUCAUGUUGGGAUCAUCUUUCUUGGAUUCUACAGGAAACUUCUGGAUUGUCUCUUAAUUGGAGGCUGUAAAUUCUUUGAGCUAGAACUACGCAGGGGACCUGUGUGUGAUGGCAUCAAAAGACAGAGAAAUGGACUGGUCAAGUUUUUCUCUUUCUGGAGACCUUUGUGUUUGUUUUUUACUUAUUUUUAGUAAAAAUUUAAAAACACCAACAA
Molecule: messenger RNA, 1294 nt
Organism: Anolis carolinensis (green anole)
Lineage: Eukaryota; Metazoa; Chordata; Lepidosauria; Squamata; Anolidae
Gene: rnaseh2a
Product: ribonuclease H2 subunit A
Exons: 8
Coding region: 158-1060 (300 amino acids)
Biological process (GO): DNA replication, removal of RNA primer; mismatch repair
Cellular component (GO): ribonuclease H2 complex
Molecular function (GO): RNA-DNA hybrid ribonuclease activity; RNA binding
Source: RefSeq, a predicted model, not a curated record